Dicentrarchus labrax (European seabass) is the source of this 2110-nucleotide messenger RNA. RefSeq names its product homeobox protein Hox-A7. Gene Ontology annotation, biological process: anterior/posterior pattern specification; regulation of transcription by RNA polymerase II. The record is from RefSeq and is a predicted model, not a curated record. The transcript is spliced from 2 exons. Gene Ontology annotation, cellular component: nucleus. Gene Ontology annotation, molecular function: RNA polymerase II cis-regulatory region sequence-specific DNA binding; DNA-binding transcription factor activity, RNA polymerase II-specific. The coding region runs from base 318 to 1001 and encodes 227 amino acids. Lineage: Eukaryota; Metazoa; Chordata; Actinopteri; Moronidae.
AGUAAAAUAAGUGAUAUAAAACAGUGACUUUAAAUUACGUAAAUUACCUCUCGAUCACUGGGAUUGUCUGAGUUUCUCUCGUGUGUGUUUAUGUGUGUGAAGUGUUAAUCCCACUCUGCAGUCCUGCGCCAUAAUGAAAUACAUGUCUGCUUGCUGAUUGGAUGAGAGCGGCCAGGCCCGAGUCACAUGGGUGAGUUCUUUGGUCCAGAGUAAAAAUGGGGUUUGGUGUAAAUCUAGGGUGUAUUGCUGUCAUAUAUCACACUACCUCGUAAAAACGACACUGAGGAUUCUGGGCCAACAAAUCAGAGAGAAAAAAUAUGAGUUCUUAUUAUGUGGACGGUCUUCUUAGCAAAUAUACGGCGGGUAGUUCACUCUUUCCAAACGUGGAGCGGGCGUCUUGCAGCAUUGGACCCAGUGGAGGGGACUAUGGCUCGGCUCGGACUGCUGCGGCCAUCGCGUUUGCACCGUCCCUGUCUGGAGUUUACAGCGUCAGUGAUGCAGUGUACCAGAGCCGCCCAGUGUUUACCUCGGGCUAUGGCCAGGGGCAGGACGCUCACACACUGCACUGCAGCCUGUUCGACCAGAGCCGCCUGUUCACCGACAGCUGCUGCCAUCCGGAGCCGGGACCCCUCACCUCGCCGCCGGACAAACAAUACCGGAUGUACCCCUGGAUGAGAGCGUCAGAUCCAACCCGAAAGCGGGGGCGGCAGACCUACUCCCGGUACCAGACCCUGGAGCUUGAGAAGGAGUUCCACUUCAACCGGUACCUGACCCGCAGGAGGAGGAUCGAGAUAGCCCACGCCCUCUGCCUCUCAGAAAGACAGAUCAAAAUUUGGUUUCAGAACCGCAGGAUGAAGUGGAAGAAAGACCACAAGGAGGAACCGGUGUCGACCCCCUCCGGAGAAAAGGACGGUGAUAUCCAGCCGGUGUCAGAGGCCGAAGAGUCCAAAGCUGGUGACACCCGGAACGCCGGUUUGGCGUCAGAAACGGCUGAAAAGUAACGAAAGAGACGGGCAGGAGCAUUACAUGAAAGAAACGCACUGUUAAGUGUUAGGGAUAUACCUGAGAUGUUACUCACACACCAUUCAUGCACUAAGAGCUUUGUAGGCUGAAUAAGUGAAUGACAGCUGAAGGCAAUUAUGUAACAAGCAUUUAACAGCUGUAGGCUGUAGGUCUGUAUUUCAUAUUUAAACCUAAAAAGCAUAAAAAGGCUCCGCAUGAAACAGCGAUAUAACUACCUAUCCAAACUAUAUUUUUAUAUAUGCAAUAUAACAUGUCAUUUAACCUGACUGAACUACUGAAUCAACAUUCCUGAACGAAAAACUACCUAAAAUGUACCUGCUAAUAUUAAAAAACUGACACAAGGAAUUCAACGCAAGUUGAAAUUGACGGUAAAUUGAUAAUCUACCUAACGGAAUACAUUUUCUCCACAGACGGUUGUAUUUUCUAAAGGAAAUAAAUACAGCAGUCUGCGUAAAUGUGCCUUAUUUGGAAUAAAGGCUAAUUAAAAGUGAAUGUUUUGUUAGUUAAAUGCUUUUAACUGUGAUUUAGGUGCUUCUAUAGAUUUCAAUAAUUGUGCCACUGUGUUUUUAUUUUAUUUUAUUAUCACUGCUUAUUACUUAGAAUGUUAAUAUGCCUGUUUUCGAUACUUAUUUACCCUAUAUACAUCCCAGGAUUAAGAAAAAAUAUUUGUUUAGUUUCGGAUGAACUUAUGUAACCUACCUCAGAUUCCCAGAAAGUCGAUUUGCUUAUAAUAUUGUAAACAGGAAUACUCCAACGUAAAUGUUUUGAAGUCUUAGCCGUGUACUGUGAGAAUUUUCUUUUAGACAGAUUUUCAGGCUCAAAAUGUCAUACGUGUUUUUAAAUGCCAGCGAUAAAUGCAUGCCCUUUUAUUUAGACAGCAUUUACAUUUCCGUUUUUUAAUGUAAAAUGAGUAAGGUAUUGUAAUCCAGCAAGUGCAAAUACUGUGAUAUAUUUAGGUUUAGUGCCCACGGUUUCAAUGUGAAUUAUAAGUAAUAUGUGAACAAAUCUUAAAGAGUCUUAAAUCUCUGGGAAUGUCUCAUAUCUGUAAAUGAAAAUAUAUAAAUUGAAUAAAAUAGCUUUUACCUGA